AUGCUGAGCCCUCCCUCGAACUUGAACCAGGUGGAAUCGAGAACAGUUCCCAACGCGCUUGGGGCAAGAGAGCAGAACUCCCCCAGGGCGGAACAGGAUCCACUACAGGCACUGCAACUUGCUCUACUGCAGCAAUCACAAGCCAACUCUUUCAACAACAAAGAAAACCAUCAGAAGCCGCCAGCUGCUGCUCAGGAUCCAAUCACUUCCACGAUGCAGGCGAUGAUGAACGGGCUCCAAUCGGGCUCCCAAUUCGGCAACUUUAUGCAACAACAGCAGCAACAAGCCGCCAGUCUCCUUGCCGCACAACAGUUCGGCCUGCAGAAGGAGAAAGAGUCGCAAAUGAUGCAACACAAUCUCGCGGUCCACCAGCUCCUCCAGCAACACCUCCUCCAGCAGCAACAACAGCAGCUGCUCAAAUCACCUGCGACCAGCUCCGUUUCCUCCCUGGCCAUUUCCGAGCCAAAGAAAGAAGGCCUUGGAGGAGCUCUUGGAAAACUGUCUACUCUUUCCAGCUUGAUAGACGAGCGAGAAAGAAAAAGUCCAAAAAGGGAGUCGCCGCCAAUGUCCAUAGAGCCAAACCACCCGCUCUUCAGCCACAACACCUGCAAAUGGCCGGGUUGCGACCAGCACACCGAGGAUUUUGGACGAUUUCUCAAGCACCUGAAUCAAGAACAUGGCUUGGACGACAAAUCGACUGCACAAUGCCGCGUCCAAAUGCAUACUGUUCAGCAGCUAGAACGACAGGUUCGAGUUGAGAAGGAACGGCUAAAUGCGAUGAUGACUCAUCUUCAAAUGGACUCUGAUAAGGCCAGAGCAAGGUCGAUUUCUCCCCCGAAACGGGCUCAAUCCCCAGUUCUACCCCAGGGAUCCCCACAGAAUGGUUUGGGAAGCAUGCCCCGUCUGCCCACCAAUCCCAUCCCAUCCCUCCCGACCUCCACUCCCAGCUGGGCGGGCGCAGGCCUCGGCGGCUCACCCUACUCCACCGCCGCCGCCGCUGGUGGAGGAGGAGCUUCACAGCGAGAAAGCUCCUUUCACCGAAAACGCCCUACUCUUGGCAUUUCGGAAGAACUGCACCAGAACUCGGACUUCUACAAGAACGCGGAUGUUCGACCCCCAUUCACAUACGCUUCUCUCAUUCGCCAGGCGAUCGUCGAGUCUGAAGAUCGCCAGUUGACCCUCAACGAGAUCUACAACUACUUCAUGAAGACUUUCGCCUAUUUCAGAAAAAACGCGGCGACAUGGAAAAACGCGGUUCGACACAAUCUAUCCCUCCACAAAUGCUUCGUCCGCGUCGAAAACGUCAAGGGAGCAGUCUGGACCGUCGACGAAGUUGAAUACCAAAAACGACGACCACAGAAACUAUCUGGCCCUGUUCUGCGUCCUCGAAUGGACAUGGACUCGCAUUCUUCAUCCCCUUUUCCCAACCCGAUGAUGCCUCAAGCCGCCACUUCUGAUUCAAACAACUAUUUAUCCGCGGCCGCGCGGCUCUUCCAGAAUCCCGCCCUCCUCGGCGGCCUCAAUCCCGCCCUCGCAGCACAACUUCAAGCGCAACUCAGUGGCAAUGCCACUGCUGCCAUUUCAGCACCACCAACACCACCUCAAAUCACUAAUCCGACAGCUGCUUUUGACAUUUCCGAAAUGAUCAGAAAACAAUCUGAACUUCUUGCGCAAGCAAACGGUGCCCUCGCCAGCCAGGAAGCCAGUGUAAUGGAAGUCGAAGAAGCAGCGGAAGAAGCCCCCGCAGAAGAACCUAUCAAAAGCGAACCACAAGUCCAAGAGCCGAUCAGCGCUCCGAUGGAAGUUCCAACCGUGGCGCCGGAAAGCCCACCAGCAGCAGCGGCUCAGGAAAAUUCCGAGGAGCGGCCUGUCGAGAUUCCAGAGCAAGAAGCAGCCCUAAACUCAAGUUCAGCCCAAAUCAAUUUAAACGAAAGUAAUCCACUGUAA
Oikopleura dioica is the source of this 1947-nucleotide messenger RNA. Lineage: Eukaryota; Metazoa; Chordata; Appendicularia; Copelata; Oikopleuridae. The record is from the annotation of a GenBank genome assembly.